Messenger RNA from Pseudocercospora fijiensis CIRAD86, 1209 nucleotides. RefSeq lists its product as uncharacterized. Gene Ontology annotation, molecular function: metal ion binding; agmatinase activity. The transcript has 6 exons. The coding region runs from base 1 to 1209 and encodes 402 amino acids. The record is from RefSeq and is a predicted model, not a curated record. NCBI's taxonomy places the organism in Eukaryota, Fungi, Ascomycota, Dothideomycetes, Mycosphaerellales, Mycosphaerellaceae.
AUGUUGAAUUUCUUUGGCGCAAUUGCUGCUCUUACCUUGAGUGUACUCGCCCUCAGUGCUGAAGCCCAUGGAGACCAUGAUCACGACCAAGAGCCAUUGAAUGGACCUCACGAGAAGCUGUGGUAUAACGUUCUACCAGGCGAUGGAGGAACACAGGCCGACUCCGUCUUCUCAGGCAUCUCGACUUUCGGUCGAAUCCAAUACCACCCUUGUCUCGCCUCCGAUUCCGUGAAGUACGAUAUUGCCUUUAUUGGCGCUCCGUUCGACACCGGCACUUCCUACAGACCAGGUGCUCGCUUCGGUCCAUCUGGUAUCCGGCAAGGUAGCCGUCGAUUGAAUCUAUACAGCGGCUACAACGUUCCAUUGGACGCGAACCCAUUCAACAGCUGGGCGAAAGUCAUCGAUUGUGGGGACAUUCCCGUGACUUCAUAUGACAACACCUGGGCAUUGCACCAGAUCGAAGAAGGCCACAACAGCAUUUUGAUGCGUGCACCAGCAACCUCUGCGAGCGAGCCUGGCAUCUCCAAGCACGGCAAGACUCUUCCUCGUGUGAUUACCCUCGGCGGUGACCACACCAUUACACUUCCAUUGCUGAGAAGCAUGAACAAAGCAUACGGUCCGAUCACCGUGAUCCACUUCGACUCUCAUCUAGACACAUGGAGACCCAAAGUCUUCGGAGGAUCUCCCAGCAAAGUCGCCAGCGUCAACCACGGAACCUACUUCUACCACGCCUCACAGGAAGGACUUCUCAGAAACGACACCAACAUCCACGCCGGGAUCCGCACGACGCUCAGUGGAACGUCGGACUACGAGAAUGACGGAUACUGCGGCUUCCACAUCGUCGAAGCGCGCGAGAUCGACACCAUCGGCACCGAGGGCAUCAUCAAGAAAAUUCAUGAAAGAGUCGGCCACAAGAACCCUGUGUACCUCUCGAUUGAUAUCGAUACGCUUGACCCGGCAUUCGCUCCGGCGACUGGAACUCCCGAGACAGGUGGAUGGUCAACUCGAGAGCUUAGGACGAUUAUUCGAGGUUUGAAGGGCAUCAAUCUCGUGGCUGCGGAUAUCGUCGAGGUGGCUCCUGCGUAUGAUACGAAUGCGGAGCUCACGACCAUGGCCGCAGCCGAUACGCUGUACGAGGUUAUGAGUCUCAUGGUCAUCAACGGACCGUUGAGGGUUGCGCAAAGUGUUGAGGGCAAGGAGGAUCUCUAG